Podospora bellae-mahoneyi is the source of this 495-nucleotide messenger RNA. RefSeq lists its product as uncharacterized. NCBI's taxonomy places the organism in Eukaryota, Fungi, Ascomycota, Sordariomycetes, Sordariales, Podosporaceae. The transcript is spliced from 3 exons. The coding region runs from base 1 to 495 and encodes 164 amino acids. The record is from RefSeq and is a predicted model, not a curated record.
AUGAACUCGGGACAUCAUUCCCUCAGCCAACUCAGACCCAUCUACGGUCCAGUUCCGAACUUGGCAGCAUUUGUGCGCCUCCACAAGAAGGAUCUUGAAUCUGGAAAUCGUGGCCCAUUCCCUCUGUUUGAUGCAUCUCAAGAUAUGCUGGUCAUAUCACCCAUCCACGCUAUAGAUACUUCCGAGCCACCCACCGACGCUGAAGACAUGGAUACUUCUGACCCCGAACAACCAGAAGUUCCUGAACCAUUCACUCAACUUACUUUGGAAACCGUGGACAGUGUUGGUCACUGGCGGCGCCGGUAUCCUCUUCUUGUUCCAGACUUGCCUGCCACCGGCCAUCUGGCCAACAUCACCUCUGUAGCCAUCUACUGGAAGCCGGAGAUGGACGAUGCUGUCGUCUGCCGUCAGAUUCAGUGGCUUUGGGAUGGCGAUGCGUGCCCUGAACUCGAGACAAUCUACAUUGAUAUCAGCCUGAAAUCCAAGAGGGCUUAA